This is a messenger RNA of Erinaceus europaeus (western European hedgehog), 980 nucleotides long. It is a transcript of the gene TLCD2, whose product is annotated as TLC domain containing 2. The record is from RefSeq and is a predicted model, not a curated record. Gene Ontology annotation, cellular component: plasma membrane. Lineage: Eukaryota; Metazoa; Chordata; Mammalia; Eulipotyphla; Erinaceidae. Gene Ontology annotation, biological process: membrane assembly; regulation of membrane lipid distribution; plasma membrane organization. Bases 168 to 962 code for a protein of 264 amino acids. The transcript has 4 exons.
AGCGGGGAAAAGUUACUGCGGCUGAGUAAGGCGGGGCGGCAGGGGGAGCCCUGGAACCCUGCCCAGUCGCGAAGCAGGAGCAUAGACUCCGUAAGGCAGCAUUGGAUGCUGAGGCGAGAGCUCCGGAGCGCAAAGAACUAAUCCCGAUCUAACCCAGCCGCUUGGCCAUGGAAUCCUCCGGACUGCUCGUGACCUGCUGCUCUUUCGCCGCCUUCCGGGGGAUGCACUGGGGGCUGCAGUUGCUUCUCCCCUCGGGACCUGCUGAUCGGGACAAUUGGAAGUGGCGGAACAUCUGUGUCUCCCUGGUGCACAGUCUGCUCACGGGGGCCGGGGCGCUACUUGGGCUGGCGCUGCAUCCUCACAUGGUGGCUGACCCUAUCCAUGGCCACCCACCCUGGGCCCUGGUGCUGGUGGCUGUAUCUGUGGGUUAUUUCCUGGCAGAUGGAACUGACAUGCUGUGGAACCAGACCUUGGAUCAGGCCUGGGAACUUCUCUGUCACCAUUUGAUGGUGGUAAGCUGCCUCAGCACUGCCAUUUUAUCAGGCCAUUAUGUGGGCUUCUCUGUGGUGUCUCUGCUCCUGGAGCUGAACUCUGCCUGCCUGCACAUCCGGAAGUUGUUGUUGCUUUCUCACCAGGCCCCAUCCCUGGCCUUCAGCAUGGCCAGCUGGGCCUCCCUGGCCACCCUUGCCCCCUUCCGCCUGCUGCCAUUGGGUUGGAUGAGUCUGUGGUUGAUCCAGCAGCACCACCGGGUGCCCACUGCCCUGGUUGUCCUUGGUGGGAUUGGGCUUCUCACAGUGGGUGUCAUGAGCAUCAUCUUAGGUGUGCGGAUUUUGAUCAGUGAUGUUCUGCGGUCUCGGCCAUGCCCAUCCACUUCUGGGCCCAAGGAAACCAGGGGUACCAGGAUAUGCUGUGAUGGUGAGCCUGUCAACAGAGAUACUCCUACUCUCAGUAUAAAGAACUAAAGAGAAGCCUUAGCCUUC